Messenger RNA from Emiliania huxleyi CCMP1516, 908 nucleotides. RefSeq lists its product as hypothetical. The transcript has 3 exons. Bases 63 to 908 code for a protein of 281 amino acids. Lineage: Eukaryota; Haptophyta; Isochrysidales; Noelaerhabdaceae. The record is from RefSeq and is a predicted model, not a curated record.
CGCUCGGCGCUCGCCUGUUCGCCGCUGGUGCUCCCGCCGCCACCCGAGAAUUCGGUUGAGAGAUGGCCGGGGCGCCGCAGCACCUCGUCGGCUUGGAGCACCAGCUGCAAGUCUCGCGCGAGAGCGCGCUUCUGGGCAACUACGAGGCGUCGCUCGUACACUUUGACGGCGCCAUCUCGCAGGUGCAGCGCUACCUGCGGACUCUCGACGACCCGGCGCUGCGUGCAAAGUGGCUGCGGGCGAAGGAGGACCUCUCGGGCGAGUUCCAGAUUGUCAAGGAGAUCGUGGCCGAGCUCUCAAAGCUCCGCGCCGGCAGCAAGGCGGUCCCGCCUCCGACGGCCGCGGCGCCGCCGCCGUCGCAGCUGUUGCUCCGGCCGGACCCCGUCUCGGUCGUCGGCGGCCCGAGCGGCGCGGCGCAGCAGCGUGACCCGGACGUGUGGUCGCCGCCAAAGCCUCCUCCGGAGCGGUACCCUCCUCCGCCGCGCCGCGCCGCGCCGCCCGACUGGGCGAGGCGCGAUCCGCAGCAGGCGGCGGCGGCGGCGGCGGCGGCGGCGGCGGCGCCACAGCACGGGCCCGGCGCAGCGCGUGGCGCUCGGGCGGCGGCGGCGGGCUACGGCGCGGCGGCCGCCGCCGAUGCUCCGCCAGCGGGAGGCCGGCGGCGCGGCGAGCGCAAGCCUCCCGUGCCUCCGCGUCCAAAGGCGGAGAGAGGCGGGGGGAGAGGGGCGCGGCGGUUUGUGGAUGAGGUUUGCGACAUCGCCGGCCUCGAGGAGGCGAAGAGCGUGCAAGCGAAGCGCGUGCUCGAGGAGGCGGUGGUGCUGCCUCAGCUGAUGCCGGACUACUUCCAGGGCAUACGGAGGCCGUGGAAGGGCCUUCUCCAUCGCCCGCCCUCCCCGACGCCUCGGCCGUGA